This is a messenger RNA of Pogona vitticeps (central bearded dragon), 1537 nucleotides long. The record is from RefSeq and is a predicted model, not a curated record. Lineage: Eukaryota; Metazoa; Chordata; Lepidosauria; Squamata; Agamidae.
UCAGUUAGGAAUGGUGGAAGUGUUCUCUCCGGUAACUGGGGAAAAACACUUCCUCAAUCAGCUUAUUUGCCAUGGCAGACCAGAUGUUCAAGAUGCAGCCAAAAAGAAGGCCCAACCAUUCCACAGCAAGCCUCUCACCAGGGGAGGCCACUGUGACACCAGGAGAAAGCCCUCACAGCAUCCGAAGAAGCAUUCCAUCAAAGGCCUCAGACUGGUUGAUGGACCAGUCUCUCCACCCAGCAGCAACAGACCCGCAUGGAGUCAGCAGGAAUCAUGGCCAAUGCCAUUGUCCACCUCUGCAGUUCCCUCUUCCCUCCAUAGAGAGGGAACUGGCCAUCAGCCUCAAGCUGCUGUACCAAUGGUCUUCUUCUAUUUGCCAUGCGACAAGUGUAUGGGUACCCCCCCCCCUUCACAGCCUCUGCCCAACUUACAACUGGUAUGCCUCUCUGGUCAAAGGCAGAGCCACCAACACCACAAAGAUGCCUCUGCCCCAAGACCAUCCCAAGGGAAACUAUCAAGAGCACCCUCUGAGCCUAAACCAUCUACCAAGGUCACGAGAAGAGAACCUACACCAAAUGAGGGAGAAACAUGCAUGAAGUUUCUUGAGGGAAAGAGUCUGGAGGCUGAAAAACAUCUUCCCAGAAGCAAGGUGUCAAAAGGAGUGGUCUAUAAAGAAGUGCCACCUGUAGCAGGGGUCAAAGAAAGUCUCUGCAGGGCCCAGUGGUUCAAAACCAAAAUCCCUGAAGACAAUUCCUGAAGAACCAAAUCCUGUGAAAAAGUGGCCACAAGCUCAAAUCCACAGGAAGCAAAAGGUGAGUGCCCCCUUACCUAGUGCCAGAGGGAAACAGAAAGAGAUCAAAGAUGGCAACUAAGGAGCCCCACAAGCCAAUCCCUAUGAGCCAUUUGGCAUGGCACAUGAUAGAAUCUACAGAUGUCUUCUAUCCACUGGGAAAGUUCAAGCUCCCACCAGCACCACUGAAGAAGCAGCUCCUUCCACUCCAGCAAAGCCACUCCCAGUGGAGUGACCCUUGGGUUUUCUACUGAGAAUCACAAAGAUCUUAGCCUCCACAUCAGGCCCUCAGCCAUCAUUCCAAUCAUUGCCCAAUCCUGUUCCAUCCUCAAAACCUGUUCCAGUCAAAAGACCAGCAGUCAACUCCCUCCCCCAUCUUAUCCCACAUCUAUCAAGGAAAGAACCUUUCCUCCCUACUCUACAAGACCAAUGAGUGGAGACCACAGGAGAACACCUCCAGAAACAGAAGUGGUCUCCUUUCUUGGUCACCCGCACUUGACCCAAACCUGUCAAGGCCCACAAACAACACAGAGUCAUCCACAGCAGUUGUGUGCCAUCAUGUGGAGUCCCCUGCUUUUCCCCAUACAAAGGGGACACCUUCAUCUCAUGAAGAACGCCACCUGAUGACCCAGAAGUCUCUGAGCCAAUUACAGAAGAGCAUUGUCGUUCAUGGCAAGUGAAAAGAAAAAUAGACUUUUGGUUUCUCUACAGGCCGACUUGCACCUUGUAAAUAUCUACAAAAAUACA